Messenger RNA from Fraxinus pennsylvanica, 303 nucleotides. NCBI's taxonomy places the organism in Eukaryota, Viridiplantae, Streptophyta, Magnoliopsida, Lamiales, Oleaceae. The record is from the annotation of a GenBank genome assembly.
AUGGAGCUCACAUUACAACAACUGAAACAGUACGAUGGCAGCGACCCAUCGAAGCCCAUUUAUAUAGCAGUGAAGGGUCGUAUAUUCGACAUGACUUCGGGCAAGUCAUUCUACGGCCCUGGAGGACCCUACAGCAUGUUUGCCGGCAAGGAUGCUAGCCGGGCCCUGGCCAAAAUGAGCAAAAACGAGGAAGACGUGAUUGCCUCGCUCGAUGGCCUCACAGACAAGGAAAUGGGUGUCCUUAAUGACUGGGAGACGAAAUUCGAGGCUAAGUAUCCCAUCGUUGGUACUGUUAGUAAUUAA